Oppiella nova is the source of this 390-nucleotide messenger RNA. Lineage: Eukaryota; Metazoa; Arthropoda; Arachnida; Sarcoptiformes; Oppiidae. The record is from the annotation of a GenBank genome assembly.
AUGAAUGACAUAAAGAAUUCACUGAAGUGUGGAUCAAGUGAAGUGAACAACACAUUGAUAUUAGUUGAACACAAACCGGUUUACACAAUAGGUGUGCGAAGUAAACCAUACGAAGACUUACUUCUGGAGAAGCGGUUGAAGGGUUUGGGGGCAGAGUUUGUCCGCACAAAUAGAGGCGGUUUAAUCACAUUUCACGGGUCCGGACAACUGGUCGUAUACCCCGUCCUAUACUUGCCAUCAUUUGGUACUUUAAACAGAAGCAUCAGAUGUUAUGUACGAUCACUGGAGACAACUCUCAUUCAUUUGUGCCAUUCGUUUGGUGUGAAGACAUCAGUGGUCGAGGGGUUGCCCGGGGUUUGGGUGGACAACGACCGCAAGAUAGCGGCAAUU